GGUUGUAUAAAUGUAACAACAAUGGGUCAAGAACGUGAUGGAAGAGAUGAAUUGAUAUGUAGAACUAUGGAGAAAUAUGAAUUAGAUGUUUGUGCAAUAAGUGAAACAAAAUGGAGAAAAUCUGGUAAAGUGAAAAUAGGAGAUUAUAUGGUAUACUAUUCGGGUGUGAAAGAAGAAGAGAAAAAGUAUGGAGGAGUUGCGGUCGCAAUACGUAGUAAGUUGGUAGGUUGCGUUACAUCAUGGCAACCAAUAGAUGAACGAAUAAUGUGGUUAAGCUGUAGUGCCAAGAAUGUAUCGGUGACGUUUGUGAGUUGUUAUGCUCCAACUAAUGAAGCCGAUGAUAAAUCCAAGGAAAAAUUUUACCAAACUUUGGAUCAAGUCGUCAACGGAAUACCAAAGCGUCAUAUGCUGGUAAUAAUGGGUGACUUUAAUGCAAGAGUGGGUGAUGAUUAUGAAACAUGGAAAGGGGUAAUGGGAAAAUGUGGAAUUAUUGGUGAAGAGACAACAGAUAAUGGUCUAAGACUUCUGGAAUUCUGUUUGGUGCAUAAUUUAAGUGUUACAAGUACAUUCUUUAGCCAUAAGAAUGUACACAAG
Didymodactylos carnosus is the source of this 594-nucleotide messenger RNA. Lineage: Eukaryota; Metazoa; Rotifera; Eurotatoria; Philodinida; Philodinidae. The record is from the annotation of a GenBank genome assembly.